Messenger RNA from Penicillium subrubescens, 1648 nucleotides. RefSeq lists its product as uncharacterized. Lineage: Eukaryota; Fungi; Ascomycota; Eurotiomycetes; Eurotiales; Aspergillaceae. Gene Ontology annotation, molecular function: DNA binding. Gene Ontology annotation, cellular component: nuclear origin of replication recognition complex. The record is from RefSeq and is a predicted model, not a curated record. The transcript is spliced from 2 exons. Bases 170 to 1537 code for a protein of 455 amino acids. Gene Ontology annotation, biological process: DNA replication.
CAGCAUUUGCAGGAGAAGACGCCGGCUUUACUCUAAUUGACGUCAAGGAUUGCACGAAUUGCUCAACUACUACUGUGCCUGGUCACUCAAUCGACACCUUCCUGUUUCUCCACGCCGAAUAGCUCCCUUUCCGUCAAGGCUUGCCAACUCCUCUGCAGGCACAUCAACAAUGAAUAACCGGCCAGUCGAGCAGGCCCUAGGCACCCUGGUCCCGACUCAUGCCGGCGAAUUGCCCCAGGAGCUUCUCAGCUUAGCUUUGAGUCUUGUUGCGCAAUCCCGUGCGUUCUCCGCCAGCUUGAAGCCCGACGAAGAGAUCGCUCGACCCUACGCUUGUGCGGAGAUUGCUUGCAAAAAGUUGAGUCGAGCUCUCAAACUUCCUCCUCUACUCGGCCGCCCACCCUGUCCGCCGCGCGUUUACAAGAAGCUCUACACAUUCCUCGACAAUUCCCUUUCCGCCAGCUCAGCAGGUAUCAAGCGCUCUGCAAAUGGCUCUGUGCCCGGAACACCCUCAAGAGCCGGCUCUACACAGACCACUCCUACGAAGACAGGGAACACCCCUUCCAGAGUCGGGCCCACACCUCGCGGCCUCCAGAACACACCAUCUAAAUCAACUCCUUUGAAGCGAAGUGUCAGCGUUGCGAAUAAGCUCGGCUCGCCAUCAAAGUCGACACGAAAAGUAGCCCCUAAACAACCCAAUGGACUUUCCAACUCAACAAUCAUUCCAGAUGCCCCAGCCUGGGUGAUGACCGCGAUUCGUACAGUCUGCAAGACACUUUCAACGCCCGCACCACGAACAACCAGCUUGUCCCGACCUCCAAUUUCAAGGACAUUGCCUCCUCACAUCUUCUCCGGUGUCUCAUCCAUCCUCUAUCUCACGGCAAGCAUGUCCAAUGACGAGGAAGGAAUGGAUGAAGAGACCCUCGAGUUUCUGGAACCAAUCGUGUCCAUUCAAGGGAACGAGGACGAUUUCAAGGAACUUGUCUACGCAAUGAUCGUCGCCGUCUACUUCAUCGUACUAGCACGGCGACGAAACCCAGCGCCCUCGGCAGACGGCGAAGUGGCCAAUACCGAAGGACAAAAGAUGGACAAAAAGACAUUCACCGAGAUGCGUCAGACCGCUUUGACCAGCCUCAGUCUCCCCAACGACAGGCGGCAUCGUGACGAUGUCGAUCAAUGGAUUGCAUUGAUUAUGGAACAAGGCUGGGCGAAUGGCAAGGAAUGGUUUGAUAAUAUCCCGCUUGCCGGUGAAUUGCACGGCGAGGACGAGGAGGGCAAUUCAUACCGCCAUCUUGAUGAGGAGGAUGCCGCGUUCAGGGGUGUCAAGUUGCCCAAGCGCAAUGAUGGCUCCGCUGGAGUUCGCACGGGGCAAUCCAGCAAACCUGUCCAUGGCGGGCUCUUGCCUGGUCUGGGUACUAUGAUGCAAGAUCGGGUGGAUUAUUUGAGUGAGGAUCGUCGGGAAGAUUAUAUUGAGUGGAAGGCAGAUAUCUUGGCUCGCAUUGAGGGUGCGACUCCUCGGGCUGGCCGUGCUACUGCGUGAAUUGUGUUAUCGAGGCGGAGUACUGGGAGGAAAUCCGCGCUAGAAUGAAUAUGAUACCCUUUGCAAUGAAACAACCAAGAUGUUCGGUAUAUUUGAAACGUGCGACAGGAU